Molecule: messenger RNA, 2348 nt
Organism: Etheostoma cragini (Arkansas darter)
Lineage: Eukaryota; Metazoa; Chordata; Actinopteri; Perciformes; Percidae
Gene: nectin4b
Product: nectin cell adhesion molecule 4b
Exons: 11
Coding region: 473-2218 (581 amino acids)
Biological process (GO): homophilic cell-cell adhesion; heterophilic cell-cell adhesion
Cellular component (GO): adherens junction
Source: RefSeq, a predicted model, not a curated record
GGUGCGUCUCCUCCCUGUGCGUGACAAACCAACAGGUUUCUGUUUGGUCAGCACGCGCUUUAUUUUCCUUUUCUGCAUCAGCUCAAAUAUUCCCAAGUUUCCCUUCAUCUGUUUACUUCUGCUGUCUCUGUGGACGGGCUCGUCCAGGUCAGAGCCAUAGAGUGUCCUUCUCUCUCUCUCUCUCUCUCUGGUCCAGGUGCUGCACAGGACUUUUCCCUCGCUGUAUUAAUGCACUUUACAACUUGCAUUGAACAAUAAUCAACUAGUGGACAACAAGUGGAGGGAUUUUCUUCCUGAAGCAUCAUAUGUUGAAUAUUGGGAUUUGAAGAGAAACACCUGUUGCCCCUGUCCACCUGCUGUGGACUUUUUAGGCUUCCUGUCUGAACGUCAUGCAGACAUCGACAAUGAAAGCUUGAUAACAGAGUUGAACUUUUUACUGCUCUGAAAGGAAGGUUUGAUUUUUGGACUAACUAUGGAGUUGACGGGGCAAAGGGCAAAGUGUCUGGCGCUGCUCCUACUAGUUGCCGUUUGUGUGCAGGGUGUCUUUGUGGAGCCUCCCCAGGCCGUCACCUCCCUGCGCUCCUUCGCAGAGAGCCAGACCAGGCUCCCCUGUCACUACCAGGAGGACGAGGGGGAGAAGGUGGUGCAGGUCACCUGGUACAAGGAACUCCCAGACGGCAGCACGGACCAGAUCAUCACGGCCCACUUCAUAGACGGCCACACAGAGUUUGGGCGUUACUCCGGCCGGGUGAGAUUCGAGAGCGGGAGCCCCACGGUGAAUUCGGCUCUGCUCAUCCUCAGCACAGAGGAGUCGGACGAGGGCAACUACGCCUGCCGCAUCUCCACCUUCCCAAACGGGAACUUUGAGAGGCACAUCACACUGACCGUUUGGAUUCUACCUAUCUCCUCCCUGGAGCCGAUGCUACUGGUAGAGGGCCAGCCGUUCGGGGUGGUCGCUUCCUGUCGAGCCGUGGGCCGCCCUCCUCCUCGGCUCUCCUGGGACACCGAACUGCCAGGUCGCUCCCAAAACCGCAGCAAAGAGGGCGGGGCCGUGUCCAGCUAUUUCUCCCUGCACCCCCUGCGCAGCAUGAAUGGGAAGAAGCUGGACUGUCUGGUGUGGCAUCCCGGCCUGGAGCAGCCGCGUAGGAUCUCUCACCGCCUGCUGGUGCAGUACCCCCCAGAUGCCACCAUCUCCUCUGGGACAGUGGACUGGUUUGUGGGUUUGGAGAAAGCUGAGCUGGUGUGCGGCAGUGGAGGAAACCCCAAACCUCAGAACUUCACCUGGACGUGGAAGGGAGGAGCUUUGCCAGAUGGGGUGUCCGGGGUUGGAGAAAGACUUGUUUUUGGGCGGGGCCUCCGCAUGAAUGACAGCGGGCUCUAUGAGUGUGUGGUCAAAAACGCCGUGGGAGCGGCAAAAGCAGAGUUUAUGUUGACAUUAACAAAGACAUCACAACUCAAGGGCAAGUUCCCCAUGGACAACAUGUUGCUCAUCAUUAUUGGGGCUUCAGCCGGCGCUUUGGUCCUGAUCCUGGUCCUGGUGGUUCUGCUGGUCAACCGCUACCAUCGACAUAGAAACAAAAAGCUUCAGAUGGAGCUCAGCGAGAAAACGGAGGAAAUUCAAAGCUUCUCCCGACAAGCCUCCUUUAGAAGACUGAACUCUGUCAGCACAGACCCCAGAGUGCAGGCUGAAGACAGCAGAAUGAAAAGCAGCCAAUUAUCUCUGGAACGAACCAUGUACAAAGGCAGCCAGUCCACUCUGGGCGGGAAGUGGGGGUCUGCAGGAGGGGUGGAGGUGGACGAACUGGGACGUCCAGUUCUCUGGCACAACGGCAGAGACAGCCUGAGAGGAGCAGAGAUGGAUGGAGAGAAGGAGGAACAAAGGAGAAGGGUGGAGUCCUACCUGAAGAACAGUAACAUGUCACUGGACUCAGGUCUGCCCUCUUCCUUGGUUCCCCUGAAGGCCCAGCAGGAUGAAAGCGGCGUGGGGCCCAGAGAGCCAGACCUGGGCCACGUCGAAGAGGGCGACUCCCCGCGGGGAGAGGACUGGCCUCCGCCUCCCACCCAGGCGGUAGCCGAGGGACACGAUGAUGACAAUGAAAGCAGCUCCUACCAGCUGUCAGAGGCUCUCACACAUCACUUCUACUACAGUAAGGGCGUCCUCCGGCCCAGGCCACACUCCAACGCCAUUCUGCUGCACCCCAGAGGACAGAUCAUCUAGAACGCAGAUUCUCAUCCAAAAGAUGACAGGAGAGAAAGUCUGCCUGCACACCUGCAGUCAAAAUUACCUCAUUCUUUUCAAUGGGAUGAUAGUUUAGUACACAUUGACUUCAGUGGGUAAUUAGCCUCAA